Rubroshorea leprosula is the source of this 665-nucleotide messenger RNA. The record is from the annotation of a GenBank genome assembly. NCBI's taxonomy places the organism in Eukaryota, Viridiplantae, Streptophyta, Magnoliopsida, Malvales, Dipterocarpaceae.
AAUCUCAGCUGAAUUUUGCAUAAACAAGUACUUAAGGUGAACAUUAAAGAAAACAUGAUAUUCAUUCCAACCACCUCAACCAUGCGUUAGAAGCUCCGCUUCCAGCCCUCACUGUCUGGUCAAAGUAUUAAGAAGUCAUCAAGACAAUAUCCAUCUGCGGUGCAGUGUUAAGUAAAGCUGCAAUUGAGCCACUAAUACAAAGUAGAGAUGAACCACUCAUGUAUAUUGAAAAAAGAGUGGCUUAUCAGAAAUGUGUUGAGCUUAAUUUUGUUCGGAGAUAAAUGAAAGAACAUCUGCCCUAUAUAUACAAAAAUGAAAAAUAGCAUAUGCCAGGAAUUUACAUAACUUGAGCAUGGAAACUUCUAGGAGACGAUGGCUGAACUACUGCUGAUUUUCAUCCUGAGGAGUUUGUGGGGGCACAGAAUUUUGGUCCCGGUUCCCUCCAGAGCGUGGUUUUCUGAAAUAUUUUGCAAUGAAUUCUUCAGCAAGAUCAGGAUACUUUCCCUUGACAAAGUUGUCCAGACACUUUCGGUAGGAAAAAUCUUCCUUGAAACCAUCGGUUGUGACCACAUACAAGCACCUGCUUUCUGGAAAAUUCACAUGCUUGCUUAUCUGUCACAUUGAGUUCAGGUUUAUCAUUGGAUUAAUAAACAGACAACACAUUA